Neltuma alba is the source of this 993-nucleotide messenger RNA. RefSeq lists its product as uncharacterized. The coding region runs from base 1 to 993 and encodes 330 amino acids. The transcript has a single exon. The record is from RefSeq and is a predicted model, not a curated record. NCBI's taxonomy places the organism in Eukaryota, Viridiplantae, Streptophyta, Magnoliopsida, Fabales, Fabaceae. Gene Ontology annotation, molecular function: zinc ion binding.
AUGGAAUUGACAAUUGUGUCAGAUCGACACAAUGCAAUAAUAGGCGCCGUGCAAGCAAUAUUUGGUGGUGAGAGGCAUGCAUACUGUUACAGACAUGUUAAGGAAAACUUCAGUGCACAAAUGAUUAAAUUAAAUAGAGGAAAGAGGAAGACUAGUGGGAAAGCAAGGGAGGAGGGACUGCAAUACCUGGAUGCCAUUGCAUAUGCAAGGCUUGACACCGAGUUUGAUGGUGCAAUGGAUAACAUGAGAAAGUUCAAUCCACAAUUAUUUGAGUGGCUUCUUAAUCAUGGUGAUGUUGAAAGGUGGGCCUUAAGUAAAUUCCCAUUUAAACGGUGGGAUAACAUCACAACAAACCUUGCUGAGUCAUUCAAUGCUUGGAUGUUGAAAGAGAGACGAUAUAAUGUUGCCCAACUUAUACAUGAGCAUCGUGAGAAAGUGGCAAAGAAGAUGUAUGCAGCAAGCAUAGCAAUGAGUAAUUGGAAAAAUGGUGUAGGCCCAAACAUAGAUGCAAAAUUGGUGGACAAUGUUGCUAGAUCAGCAUGCAUGCUGAGUGUACCUUAUGGAGGAGGUAGGGUGUGUGUCCAUACAGCAAAAGGAGCUGUACAUGUUGAUCUUGGUCUAGGCGAAUGCACCUGUGCAGCUUGGCAAAUGUCAGGCAUUCCAUGUCCCCAUGCCUGUGCAGCGAUUAAGGCUGUGAAUUGCAAUGUCUAUGAUUUUGUUGAUGAAUGCUACAAGAUUACAUCACAGCAAAAGAUUUAUGGCAGGAGUAUGAUUCCAGUGGCGACAGUAGACAUGCCAAAUCCUAACAAUUACUGGGUGGAAAAUAUAGGAAGUCAAGUGUUCUUGGCACCGCCUUUGACUAAUCGACCGCCAGGAAGGCCUAAAGUAAAAAGACGAGAGUCACAGUUCCAGAAUAGGAAGAUCUACCAUUGUAGCACAUGCAAACAAGUUGGGCACACAAGAAGAACGUGCAAGAAUCCAAACCCAAGUUGA